CUAAUAUUUUUCCAUACCAUUCUGACAUUCAUAACAGAAAACAAACAUUCUCUCUUUCAAAUUUUAUUUUCAUUUGCUUUAUGAAAAGUAAGCUUUUAAUCGGAAAAUUGAAAACACUUAUCAAUACUACUAUACAAAGGAGUAAGAUGGCUUGGCGUUCCAAAGGAAAAGACAACCCGGAAUUGAUAAGUCAACUCGAACUUAAUGGAGUGAUCAAAAAUCCAAUAGUUAAGGCAGCAAUGCUAGCUACUGAUCGCAAAUAUUAUUGUCCUCAUAAUCCGUACACAGAUGCACCUCAAACAAUCGGUCACAGUGUCACCAUCAGUGCUCCUCAUAUGCAUGCGUACGCACUCGAUCUCUUGCUGGAUAAAUUACAUUCGGAGUGCAAGGUUCUAGAUGUUGGUUCCGGAUCAGGAUACUUAACGGCCUGUUUUGCUCGGGCAAUUACUUCGAAGGAAGGUGCAAACAAUGCAUUGGUUGUGGGAAUUGAGCAUCAACCAGAACUGGUUGAAAAGGGUAUUGACAAUAUUAGCAAAGAUGACGGUUCACUGCUGGAUUCAGGAAAGGUGCUCAUAGUUGAGGGAGAUGGUAGACUUGGUUAUUUGAAAGAGGCACCAUACGAUGCUAUACAUGUUGGAGCAACAUCCCCGACAAUACCUGCGGCAUUGCUGGAUCAGCUCAAGAACGGUGGCAGAAUGGUUUGUCCUAUUGGUCCUGAGGAUGGUAAUCAGUACCUGGAACAAUUUGAUAAAGACUUUGAAGGUGUAAUUCAUCAAAAACGAUUGUAUGGCGUUAGAUAUGUUCCAUUGACCGAUUUACGACGAUCUUGACUGUGGUUCAUCCUGCGAAUCGUAAUAAUUACAUUUUUGGUUUUCAUUCUUGUUUUACAUGUAAUUCAUGUGCUUUAAAUUGAUUUUGCGUUAUAAUAACUACAA
Messenger RNA from Bradysia coprophila, 935 nucleotides. RefSeq names its product Protein-L-isoaspartate (D-aspartate) O-methyltransferase (gene Pcmt). Gene Ontology annotation, cellular component: cytoplasm. Gene Ontology annotation, biological process: protein modification process. Lineage: Eukaryota; Metazoa; Arthropoda; Insecta; Diptera; Sciaridae. Gene Ontology annotation, molecular function: protein-L-isoaspartate (D-aspartate) O-methyltransferase activity. The record is from RefSeq and is a predicted model, not a curated record.